Molecule: messenger RNA, 3595 nt
Organism: Lynx canadensis (Canada lynx)
Lineage: Eukaryota; Metazoa; Chordata; Mammalia; Carnivora; Felidae
Gene: CCSER1
Product: coiled-coil serine rich protein 1
Exons: 10
Coding region: 467-2698 (743 amino acids)
Source: RefSeq, a predicted model, not a curated record
CGGCCUGCCGUGGAGGUGGCCCCGGCGCUCCCCACACAGUCACACUCCGCGCACUCACACACUUGGAAGCGCCUCCCCACGUCCCUCCCCUGCCCUCCUCUGGCUCUGCUCUUCUCUCUCUCACCGCAAAUAGUCGCCGACCGACUGCCAAUCCGUCUCUCUCUCUCCCUCUCUCUCUCUCAACAACAUGACUGACUGGGAAGCGGUGGCUCAGGCAGAGCAGCUCUGCUGGCGCAGGCAGGAGAAGGAGGAUUAUUAAAAAAACACAGCUCGACUCUGCAACUGGAGUGGAGAGAAGGAGCCCAACAGCCGAGAGGGGAGGGAGGGCAGAGGAGGGGGACCAGGAAAGACACCCCCGUGCCCCGAAGACACACAUUCCUGAGUGCCCAGGAGGAGCCUUAACAAGCGGCGCGGAGCCCUUCAAGGCUGCUAAGUUGGCUGUCACAGCUCAAGCCUUGGAGUCCCAAUGGGGGACUCAGGAUCAAGACGAUCUACCCUGGUCUCCCGGUUGCCAAUAUUCAGAAGAAGUAUUAGCAGAAGACAUGAUUCUCUUCCUUCUUCACCCUCCUCCAGUAAUACAGUUGGUGUCCACAGUUCCUCUCCUUCCAGCACUAAUUCAAGCUCAGGUAGUACAGGUAAACGCAGGAGCAUAUUCCGUACUCCUUCCAUUAGUUUCCACCAUAAGAAAGGAGGUGAACCUAAGCAAGACACUACCAACCAGAACCUUAGUAUUUCAAAUGGUGCUCAAUCUGGUCAUAGCAGUAUACAAAAACUGAGUUUGGAAGAACAUAUUAAAACCAGGGGAAGACAUUCUGUUGGUUUUAGUAGUUCACGAAAUAAGAAAAUAACGAGAUCCUUGACAGAAGAUUUUGAAAAGGAAAAGGAGCACUCAACUAAUAAGAAUGUCUUUAUAAAUUGCCUAAGUUCUGGCAAAAGUGAAGGGGAUGAUUCUGGAUUCACAGAAGAACAAACUCGCCGUUCUGUUAAGCAGUCAACAAAGAAGCUACUCACUAAAUCUUUUUCAUCUCACUAUAAAUUUUCUAAGCCAGUUCCACAGAGCCAAUCCAUUUCAUUGGUACAACAGUCUGGAUUCUCAUUGGAAAUUACACAGUAUCAGGAGAGAGAACCUGUAUUAGUCAGAGCUUCUCCAUCUUGUUCUGUGGAUGUAACAGAACGGGCAGGAAGCUCUUUACAAUCACCCCUGCUUUCUGCUGAUCUUACAACAGCUCAGACACCUUCAGAGUUCUUAGCCUUGACUGAAGAUUCUGUGUCUGAAGCAGAUGCAUUUCCUAAAAGUGGAAGCAUGGCAUCCCACUGUGAGAACUUUGGCCACAAUGAUUCUACCUCUCAGAUCUCUCCCAAUCCUGCUGCUGUUACAAAGACAACAAUAGACCUUAUGGGAACUGUUCCCUGUGCAAUUAUGUCUCCUGGGAAAUACAGGUUAGAAGGCCGAUGUAGCACUGAAUCUAAUUCCUUACUAGAAACCUCUGCUGCUAAUCAGAAGGAAGUGUUAUUGCAAAUCACUGAACUACCUGUUAUGAAUGGGAACAAGUCAGAGACUCAUCUAUCAGGAGAUAUGCAAAGAGAAGAACAUAAGGUAGUACAAAAUGGUGAAACAAUGUUGGCAACAAGCUCUCCGAGGAAACUUGGAUUUUAUGAGCAACAUAAAGCAAUAAGUGAUCGUGUUAAAGGGAUUCAUCCUAUUUCAGAUUCAAGGAUAAUACCCUCUUCUGGUGAUCAUCAUAUUUUUAACAAAACAUCGUAUGGAUACGAAUCAAAUCCUGCCAAAGUUCUUGCCAGUAGCUUCAGUCCAUAUCGUGAAGGGAGAUUUAUAGAGAGGCGAUUGCGAUCCUCAUCUGAAGGAACUGCAGGGAGUAGCAGAAUGAUUUUGAAACCAAAAGAUGGAAAUGUAGAAGAAGUGAACAGUCUAAGAAAGCAAAGAGCAGGUUCAUCAUCUUCAAAAAUGAACAGCAUGGAUGUUUUGAAUAAUUUGGGAUCUUGUGAACUGGAUGAAGAUGAUCUAAUGCUUGAUCUGGAAUUUUUAGAGGAACAGAAUCUUCAUCCUUCAGUUUGCCGGGAGGAUUCAUACCACUCUGUAGUCUCAUGUGCUGCUGUGGUCCUUACUCCUAUGGAACCAACCAUAGAAAUGAAGAAAAGAGAAGAACUAAAAUUUCCUGAACCUUCCAAACAGAAUCUUUCCCUGAAAUUAACAAAAGACAUUGAUCAGGAAGUCAGGUGUUCCCAUAUGAGCCGAAUGCCCCCCAGUCCAUCUGCAGAUUGGCCCCUGCAAGGUGUGGAAGAAAAUGGAGGCUUAGACUCUCUGCCUUUCAGAUUGAUGUUACAGGACUGCACAGCUGUCAAGACAUUAUUAUUAAAGAUGAAGAGAGUUCUUCAAGAGAGUGCCGAUAUGAGCCCAGCAAGUAGCACAGCUUCACUUCCUGUUAGUCCUCUUACUGAAGAGCCCUUGCCUUUCAAGGAUAUAAUGAAAGAUGAAUGCUCAAUGCUGAAGCUGCAGCUGAAAGAGCGGGAUGAACUCAUUUGCCAACUUCAGGAAGAGCUGGAAAAAGUCCAGCAUUUACAGAAGGCUUUUGCUUCAAGAGUAGAUAAAUCCACACAGACUGAACUUCUAGGCUAUGAUGCCCUGUGGAAUCCUACAUGCACUGAAGGUUUAUUUAAACCAGUAAAUAUUUCAACCUAGGUUAAAUCAUUUGACCAUAAGCAAUGUAUCAUCAGUCUGUGACAUGUGAAAUAUUGAAUAAAAUCAAUUUUCCAUCAUUCCAUAUGUUAGCUAUUUCAUGUAAUAUGCUAGUUUCCACUCCAAAUAUUUCAUUUUCUGCAUUUGUACACAAUCGCAUAAAAUACUUAUUUAUUUUACAUAUUCCUACCUUAUUCUUACUGUAUUUUGACAACAAAAAUAGGCUUACUUAAAAAUUAUAUGCAACUAUUUUUAAAUGUAACAUUCCACUUGGCAGUGCACAUUUUCUGUUCAACCUUUUCAUCCAUCUCAUUUGUCUCUCUGGUUAUAGUUUUCAUUUAAUUUCAUCACAUAUUCUAUGCACAUUAGGAAAGUUUGUAAACAGUACUAGUUUCUCCCAUCCUAGUGAGAUAAUUCCUACUGAAGAACUAAAUUCUAUGUUUCUCUUGUAUUGAGAUCAAAAGAUGAAAGCAGGGUGUCUUCAAAUGAAAUACAUAAUGAGUCUUAUUCAAACUUAUUCAAAAUACAUAAUGAGUCUUAUUCAAACUACAGAAAGUCAGAAACCUAUUUAUAUCUCUGAACAUGUGAAAAAAGUUUAUUGGAUACUGACUGACCUCAUAUUAAGGGAAGUUUCUUGAAUGUAUCAUGAAAGAACACUUGUCUCCUGGACUUAGCAUUGCUGCCUGAUUUCUGUGUUUUGUUUUGUUUAUUGCCUUUCUAGAAGAGCUCACUUUAAUUAUUAAAUGGCCAGGUGGAACAAGGCACCCUUGAAUGUUGUAGUUUAUUGCAAGGGUAAGUGACACAGCCCAGAAGGGUUUCAGUGUUGUGAGCAGGGUGCCCGGCAACAGAAGAGCCACAGAGCUAAGGAGAGGAAAGCAGGUCUUACGGAGUUCUCUAUAU